AUGUCGCAAGCCAAAGCCGCCUUCAUCAAGAUCCCCACAGGCCCAGAUGGAUUCCAAACCUACCCAACCGACCCAGCCCGCCGGCUCGCAGACUCAGACAUCAGCAUCGAACCCUGCGUCCCCAGCGACGCCGAGAAAAUAGCAGAAGGACUCUACCUCGCCUUCCCCGAAUCCUGGUGGGACCAAAAAGAACCACCAGCCCUUCGUCCCCCCCAACCCAUCCGCAUCCAACGCAUGGCCACACGUCUCCUCCCCUCCCUCACCCACCCCCACAUGAAAUGGAUCAAAGCGGUACUCACACAUACACACGAAACCAUUGGAAUCGCAGGCUGGAUGGCACCGAGCAACCAUCCAAGCGUGCACAAUAUUUUCCGGCGCAGUGCGGCGGAGCACUACGGGUGGCGGGAGCGCAUGGGGUGGAGCGAGGCUGCGGUGGAGGAAAUGUGGCGGCAUACGGAUGAUGAGGAGUGGAGUGUGCGGUUUGCGAGGGAUGAUGAGACGAGGAGGGAUGUGAUGGGUGGGGAGCGGCAUUGGGGUGGGGAGGAGGUUGUUGGGGUGGGCUAUGGAGCAGGCGGAUCGGACGGUGCCGGUGACGCCGUUGUAUUUGGAGAGUGCGCCGUCGGCGAGGGCUGUGUAUUUGCAUUGUGGGUUUGUGCCCGUGGGGGAGUAUAA
Molecule: messenger RNA, 672 nt
Organism: Plenodomus lingam JN3
Lineage: Eukaryota; Fungi; Ascomycota; Dothideomycetes; Pleosporales; Leptosphaeriaceae
Source: RefSeq, a predicted model, not a curated record